AGUUAAGUUGGGCAGUGGUCCGGAGAUCCCCUACCCAAGCCCUGUGAAGAUGUACGGCCUGUACUUGGAAGCGGUCAACGACUACAUCAACGAAUCCUAUGGCGAAGACGUGUGGCGGUUGAUUGAGAACCGAGCCGAGAUCCCUCACCUCAAGUUUGUCAGGCAUCAGAUGUACAAUGACAACCUUAUCCUGCGUCUUGCAAAAGCAGCUGGUGAAGUGUUGGGAAAAACCCACGAUGAGCUGAUGUAUGCCUUUGGAGUCUACAUGGUCAAGAGGAUUGGAAACUAUGGCUAUGAGCGGAUCCUGAAGGUGUUGGGACGAAAUGUGCGCGAUUUCAUCAAUGAGCUGGAUAACCUGCACGAGUACUUUCGCUUCUCUUUCCCCAAAGUGCAGCCGCCGAGCUUCUGUGUGGAGGAGGAGUGUGAGACCAGCCUGACGCUGCACUACCGCAGCACCCGCAAAGGCUUCACACAGUUUGUUAAAGGCCAACUCUCCCAAGUGGGCCGCCAGUUCUACAACACAGACAUUGAAGUGGAGAUCUUGUCCAAAGAGGAGACAGAGAAGAUGACGUACGUGGUCUAUAAGAUGAACUUUGACAAUGCCGCCUUCAAGCACCGCAUGCCCCAACAAAAAACAGCACCAAGUUAUGAGAAGCUUCCAAUGAAGCGAGGUAUAUUUUUUGACAUGUUCCCCUUCAGUGUCAUCUUCCGGCGCGACAUGACCAUGUACCGCAUUGGCGACGGCCUCAAAGAGGUGUUCUCUGACCUCCAGGGCAAGAAGGUCAACGAGGAGUUCACUCUGGUUAGGCCGAUGCUGGAGUUCAGUUGGGACAAUAUCUACACCCACCUGAACAACGUCUUUGAGCUGCUGUCUAAAGCAGUGGUGGAGAGCAAACAAAAAGUCAACAUUCCCAAAUUAAACAAAGAGGAACCCGAAGAGAAAGAGGAGAGCGAGAAAGUCAAGAAAGAAGAAGAAAGAGAACAAAAGUCAGUGGAGGAGAUGAAGGGCACAGACCAGGAGUACAGCAGCUCUCUGACUCAGUACAACAGCUCUGCUAACUCUGGAGGCGAAGACAUCGAGCUGCUGGCCUUCCAGACAGUCACAGGCAAAUGCAGUGAGACCAUCUUUGAAGACAUGCGGGAGCCCCCUAAAAAGCCUCUCCACCUGAAAGGCCAGAUGAAGUACGUCCCCCAGUGGGAUUCCCUCAUCUUUCUGGGGACGCCUAUCAUUGAGACAGUGGAGGACAUGAUCAAGAUGGGCGUCUACGUCAAUGACUUGAACCUGCACGACUCCAGCAGAGAGCUGAUCUUGGCUGGGACGCAGCAGUCGGCUGAGCUGCAGCUGGCCCUUGACCAGGUUCAGAAAUAUCCAAUGCCUGUGCUUAUCCAGGAGCAACAAAAGUACGCUCAGCUGCAGGAAAUCAUUAAGAAGCUGGACGAGGAGAAGAAGAGAGGAGACUCCUUGCUGUACGCCAUGAUCCCCAAAGCCGUGGCCGACCGCCUCAGGAAGGGAAUCACAGCUUUGGAAACAUGUCAAGUCUUCCCUGAUGUGACCAUCCUGUUCAGCGACGUGGUCAAGUUCAAUGAGAUCUGCAUCCACAUCACGCCCAUGCAGGUGGUAGACAUGCUCAACGAAAUCUACAUCGUCUUUGACACGCUCAGCGAGAAGCACAACGUCUACAAGGUAGAGACAAUCCGUGAUGCCUACAUGGUGGUGGCGGGUGUUCCCAACAAGACCACAUUCCACGCACAUCACAUCUGCGACAUGGCCUUGGACAUGCUGAGCUCCAUCGACCAUCUGAAGGACCCGUCCACUGGGGACAACAUCCAGAUCAGAGUGGGUAUCCACUCGGGAAUGGUGGUGGCUGGCGUGGUGGGUCUGAAGAUGCCUCGCUAUUGUCUCUUUGGAGACACUGUGAACACAGCCUCCAGGAUGGAAAGCAAUGGCGUGGGCAUGCAGAUACACAUCAGUCAGACCACCAAAGACCACCUUGAACAUGAGCCCUACAUCAUAGAGGAGAGGGGAAAGAUCUUUGUCAAGGGUAAAGGCUACAUGAAGACUUACUGGCUGAAAGGAAAGAAAGAUCUUUCCUUCAAGACUCCAGCUGAGCUGCGUUACAGCAGCGAGCAGAAGGACUCUGAGGACAAAAGUUCUAAUGGCUCCACGAGCCCCAGUGUCAAACGCAUGGCCUCAAGCCUCCCCAUCUGUGGUGGCGAGGAGCAGGCGGAGGGUAAGCCGAGCCCCAGCGACCUCCCACCGGAUGCCCUGCCCCAAGCGGAGGCUGCCAACGAGGCCCUCACUAAUUCAGGCGAACUUCAAGAAAAAGAGAAAUCCAAAAAGACUAAGAACAACAAGGGCGCCAAGGUGGACGCCUCCCAGGGAAACGCCAUGUCCGAGCUGCUGCCGCCCUCCGAUGGGCUGGAGAACCCGGGCCCGCUCCUAUACAAUAAGAGGAACAGCUUCAGGCAGCAAUAUGCCAAGCUGCCCACCAACCUGCCCAUGAGGAGCGCCUCCUGCACUCUCCUCUGAGGCCCCAUCAUCCCGCCAGGUUCCAUGAUGUCAUGAUGUUGACAACUUGAAACAUUAUGACACCAUCACGCCAUGACAUGGUGCCACGGCAUCAUGAUGUUGUGACGUGAUGUUGCCAUGAUAUCCUAAUGUGGGGGCGCCUUGACAUGACCUUGUGAGUCCGCGGCAACAUGACAUCAUAAUGAAAUCAUAAUGCCGCGGUCCAUGACAAUAUGACAUCAUCGUGAUGCCGUGGCACAUGAAAUCAUGACAUGGUGAUGCUGUGGUGUCAUGACGCCAGCGCAUGGUGAGGGGGUAGAGGUCGGAAGAAGGAAGUAUGACAGAUUUCAAUACGUUUCAAUUUAACAUGGCGCCAGUGAGCAAUACGGCAUGAAAUAAAACGUUCAGACCACCAAGUUAAAGUCGUCUUGUCGUACAACACAAAAAAUAAUAAGCAUUUGAUUGUGCACAAGGACACACCAACACAGUUUAUUUAUGAUGUCCUUGAUGCUUUGUGUUUUUAUAAUUUGACUUUCCCUCAUAAUGACAACACAAUAGAGAAUGUUUGGGGAGAUGUUUUCUUGUAUUGAGGCCUUUAUGUUGCAGACAAACCUCCACUGAGUGUAAUCAUCAUCUGUUUUGUUGAAAGUAGACACAUUAUUACACAUCUAUGUUACUGUAUGUCAUUUAGUACGAUGAC
This is a messenger RNA of Doryrhamphus excisus (bluestripe pipefish), 3209 nucleotides long. NCBI's taxonomy places the organism in Eukaryota, Metazoa, Chordata, Actinopteri, Syngnathiformes, Syngnathidae. The record is from RefSeq and is a predicted model, not a curated record.